CCAGGUCAAACAGGUUCCUUGGAGAGAUCCUGAACUCUCACCUAUUCCUGCAGAAGAAGGGAGCUGAGCUACAAUGGAAGUCCAGUUCAGUGGUGUGGGGUCCAACCCAGAAAGUUCAAGGAGCAGCCAUGAGCUUGGAAGCCAAAAUCAAGGAAGUCCCCAACUGAGAAUUGUCUUACUUGGAAAAACUGGAGCAGGAAAGAGUUCAACAGGGAACAGCAUCCUUGGGGAAAAAGUGUUUCGUUCUGGCCUUUGUGCAAAAUCCAUUACCAAGGUCUGUGAGAAAAGGGUGAGCACCUGGGAUGGGAAAGAGCUCGUUGUCGUGGAUACACCUGGUAUUUUUGACACUGAGGUACCAGAUGCUGAAACACAAAAGGAGAUCACUCGCUAUGUUGCCCUGACCUCUCCAGGGCCUCAUGCUCUGCUCCUCGUGGUCCCACUGGGGCGUUAUACUGUGGAAGAACACAAGGCCACACAGAAAAUUCUGAACAUGUUUGGCACAAAGGCUAGAAGAUUCAUGAUUCUCUUGCUCACCAGGAAAGAUGACUUGGAAGACACCGAUUUCCAUGACUACUUAGAAACGGCUCCUGAAGUCCUUCAAGAAGUGUUCUGUGAGUUCCAGAAUCGCUACUGUUUGUUUAACAACAAAGCCUCGGGAGCUGAACAGGAAGCGCAGAAGACAGAGCUGUUGACCUUGGUCCAGAGUCUGGUGAGGGAAAAUGGCGGAAGAUGCUUUACUAACAAGAUGUAUGAACGUGCCGAGGGCGUGAUUCAGAAACAGACAUGGAAGAUGCAAGAAUUUUACAGAGAGGAACUGAAGAGAGAGACAGCGCGGAUAAGACAGGAGUAUGAAGAAGAGAUUAGAGAUCUGAAAGAUGAACUGGAGAGGGAGAGGAGAAAGGCACGCAUGGAGAGGGAGUUCAAAGAGAAGGAGAUUAGCUUUACAGAGAGACAACAAAAUGCCAGGAGGGAAGUUGAGAACACAAGUAUGAUAAUUGACUUAAUCAUAAAAGCAUGGGAGAUUGCUUCCUUUAUCUUCAACCAGUUUAUGAAAGACUAGACUUAGCCUAAAAGACUAGACUUUAUCUCUAUUUUCUCUAUUUCCCUUGAUAACCCUGCGCUACAAAUCUGGCUCAAUGACUAAAUGCUCCAGUUCCUGUCUUCCAGGACGAAGGGAUGAAGUCAAGUUUACCAUUGGCAGUUGUUCAAUUGGCUUACCAAGAAACUGACCAAUCUUCAAUUUGUGAAACUCCAAAGCAGAAUACAUUACUGCUUGCUACCUUGUGUUCUUCCUCAGUGAAAGCCACCCAGGAGGCCACAGAAAAUGACUGUAAGAUGGAUCCACUUCUCUGGAUUCUCCACAGUAAUUGUCACCUGUAGGUUCUACACAUGGUGCUCAUCUUUUGGACAACGGUCUUGUAUGUUUUAUUAGGAAGUUCAACUCUUUGCAUGAGGUAGUCUUUAGUCAGAGAUAGAAGGCAUACAGUUCUCGAUGGAUGUCAGGUUUGUUUAAUUAUAUUUUCAUGAAUGGCAUCAAAUUAUUCCCCAGCUGCCCUUUGAAGGCAAAGCAGAUCUCACAAGUCAAGUAAUCCAGGGUGAGCACAAGUUCAACAGGCAACCCUACAAUGUUUGCUGUGUUCAGAUGAGCCUCUAGAAGCUCUCUCUCCAACCUGUUAACCAGUUUGAUCAAUAGUCAGCUCUCUCGGUGAGAAAUGAUCUAGUUACUGCAACCCUGAAUCACCAUACAUCCAAUCAUGCUGCUUCUGCCCCCACCCAGCUAAUUUGCUUAUUGCUGUUAUAAUAAACUUUUCUGUUGCCUCAUACAU
Molecule: messenger RNA, 1826 nt
Organism: Arvicanthis niloticus (Nile rat)
Lineage: Eukaryota; Metazoa; Chordata; Mammalia; Rodentia; Muridae
Gene: Gimap4
Product: GTPase, IMAP family member 4
Cellular component (GO): cytosol
Molecular function (GO): GTP binding
Source: RefSeq, a predicted model, not a curated record